CCAGACUGGGAUGUCCUUAUUUAGUCAGUGAGGAGGAUCAGAGUUUUGUCUGGUCCCCUACUGAGCACUGAACUAACGGGAAAAAAAGUAGUUGGGUAGCUAGUAGAGUUUUCUGCACCAAAAGGACCUCAUUUAAUCUGUCUGAGUUUUCUGUAUAUUCCGUCUCUGCUGGAAGUUCCACACCACCCCUUUCACUGGUUUCAAUUUUUGUUUAAAAAAGGUUUUGGUUGUUUUCUCUUUUCACUUGGAUUUAGAUAUCAGCACUUACUGGAACAUAAUGUUAAAGUGUUUAGGAUUCUUUUCCUGGACGUAAGAUGACCCCUCAGCAGAGCAGCAGCCCCGACUCCAGAACAGACAGUGAUGAGCUGAAGUUACGGAUACACGAGAGGGAAAAGAAAAUGAAGACAACGGUUCAGAGACGCCGUUCGGCCCCAUCAGCCAUCACAAAAGCUCUCAGCAAAUCCAAGGUUCAGAGCAGAGAUGUAGUCCCAGGGCCAUCCGGGAACAGUCUCAUCCAGGCCUUCUCCUCUCAGAGCUCAUUAUUUAUCAUGGAGGAGCAUGUGCACCUCACCACAGGACUCCAGACACAGGAGCGACACCUAUUCCUUUUCAGUGAUACCCUUGUCAUUGCUAAGGCUAAGUCUUCCGCCAGCUUGAAGCUGAAGCAGCAGGUGCGACUGUGUGAAAUGUGGCUGGCUUCCUGCGUAGAGGAAGUUGCAGAGAGGAAGCUCAGCUCAAAGAACUCCUUCGUCAUUGGCUGGCCAACCACCAAUUAUGUAGUCACGCUCAGCUCUGCCGAAGCUAAGGAGAGGUGGCUUUCAGCUUUACAAUGGCACAUCAAGAAAUUGAAACAAGAUGAAUGUCCCAAUAAAAUUGCCUUGAAAAUGAUGUUGCUGAGUCCUGGAAAUAGUUUAUCGACUACAGCUGUGCAAAUAGACAAUACAGACACUGCUGAGAAAGUGAUAAAGAUCAUGGCUGAGCAGCUUGGAAUUUCAGGCAGCCUGACUGAAUACCAUCUCUGGGUAAUUUCAGGGAAAGAGGAAGCCCCCUACCCACUUAUCGGCCAUGAGUAUCCAUUCAGCAUCCUCAUGAACUCCCUCCGGGACACUGUGGAUCAGUCCUACUUGGCCAACAACAACAUUCUAACACCUGAUGGGACCCUCCUCCUGGACCAGCUGCAAAAUGAGCGCCACAUCCAGUUCAUUCUCAAGCUCAAACCAGUCGUGCGCAGCCACAUUCGAGCAGAUUCAUUUCAGAAACACUUCAAGAGGAAGAAGUCCCUCAUAGACUGGGCACUGAGAAGAGGAAAUGGCAGCCAGUCAGUCAGCCAAUCAGAUUCUCCCAACACCCCCCGAAAGUUAUUUGGCCACUCACUGUCUUCAAUCUGUCUCAAUGGAAACCUGCCUAAACCAAUUUUGGAUAUGUUGUAUCUGCUGUACCAGGAAGGCCCAACCACAAGAGGCAUCUUCAGGCGCUCAGCUAAUGCCAAGACCUGUAAAGAGCUGAAGGAGAGACUGAAUGCAGGAGACGCAGUUCAGGUGGAAGGGGAGUCUGUCUUUGUGGCAGCCUCUGUCAUUACUGAUUUUUUACGUAACCUCCCAGGAAGUGUUCUCACUACAGAACUAUAUACAAAAUGGAUGGAAGUUAUGGAGAUUGAUAACCAUGAUGAAAAAAUUGAGGCAAUAAAAAGACUGCUGGACAAGCUCCCUGAGGUCAAUGUCACUCUUCUGCGCCACCUCUUUGGUCUCCUUUACCACAUACAGGAAAAAUCAGAGGAGAACCAAAUGAACGCUUUUAACUUGGCCCUCUGCAUCGCCCCCAACAUGCUGUGGCUCCCGGUGCCUGCGGGGCCAGAGGAAGAGAGCAAAUCCACAAGAAAAGUUGCCAGUCUAAUCCAACUCCUGAUUGAAAACUCACCUUCCAUUUUUGGCGAUGACAUUGAGUCUCUCUUUACUCAUCUGAACAGUAGGGAAGGAGCUCCAGAAGAUGUCAUAGACGAUUCCUUCCAUCAGCUGUACUCUUCAGACGAGUUUGAUUCGGAGCAGGAGAGGCUGAGAGGCCUGCACUCUCCAGAGAGGGAUUCCUUUUUCUUGCCUUUGAAUGAUCUGGUGUUGACAGAGGACAAAGAAAUCUGGGGCCUUCUUGAUGAGAUGGACCCAUUCAAAAAGCAGCACCUGAAAGAAGACAGCAUCUACAGCUGUGGCAACCUCGACAACAUGUCGUUCCGCUCCAGUGGUUCCACUUGCUCCCUGAUCGGGACUCAGGGCAUCCAGUCAUCCCGUGACCGCUGCUCUUCGGAGCCCAGUGUGUGCCUCAGCUCCCAGGUCCUCCCCCAGCUCCAUGCCCCUGUCGCCCGGCAGUCCAGCUGCGAUGCUGCUGUUAUGCGUAACCAGACCGACAGCUCCCAGCACAGGCACAAGCUGUGUGUUGAGAAUGCCAGGGUGCCCAAGGGUGACGCCAGCCCCAGGAUGAACAGCAGGUCAAAGUAUACCUUCUGGAGGUCACCUCAGAUCACCUCAAGGUUCAAGCAUCCUCCCCACAGGCCUACCCUGUCCAGCAGGUCCAGCUUCUCCAGUCUAUCCUCAACGGCCACUUCACCGUCUGCCUCCUCAAUGAGUUCUCUGGACAGUGCCAUCUCGUACUGUUCUGACUCUGUGUUCAGCCCGAUUGAUGCAUCUUUUAUGUUUGGGACCUCUGCAAAGCUUAGACCCCCAACUCCUGAUGCCUCCAUGGUGUUCCCCAAGGAAUGGAACAUGACAUUACCAGCCUCCAGAGCACGGGAACCUAGCAAUUUAGACUGGUACAAUAAGUAUGAUGAAAAAGAUGAGGAAAUUAAUAUCUGCAGUAGUGAAGCUCUUCAUGUUACAAACAUUUCAAGUGAAGAGGCUGAUAAAAGUCAGUCCAACAGUCCUGAGAGCUGGCAAGCUGAGACAUGUGAGAGUGAAAAGGACCCCUACUCUGACACUGAUGGAGCAGAGGCAGACUCCAGUCACAUAGAGAUGAGAGACUUCCAAAUGCACCAGGCUAGUAAACCGGCUGGAGUGUCUGACACUUCUGUGAAAGAUGGAAAGAGUCAGACCAGGGAGACAGCUUUCAAACACAUAAAGCUGAUGAGACCUGAAAGCUUGGAGCCUAAAGAGACAGUUAAGCGCACUAAAAUAACAUUCUACAUGGCCUCCAACACAGUGGCAGUGAAAAAGCAGGCACCCCAAAAUACGGAAGAGCAUGGUUUUUCUGUGAAGGUGUCCAACGCAGGUGCUGGAUCCCCAGUCAUUUCAGAACCAGUAUGCCAAACAGUCCAGGUUCACAUACCCCAGACUGUAUUCUAUGGCCAAAACACCCCUUUGGUACUGCAGUCAGUUCUGACAAGGCAGCCUGCUAGCUCCAAAGAGCAGGUCAAGCAGACAAAAGUGGAUUUUGAAGGUGACCUAGGGCCAGGACACUUAGUUGAGUGCAGUUCUCCCUUGCAAGAAUCUUCUAAAACUCAUUCAAAGGCUGCCAAUUCUAUACGUCACACAAUUAGAAUAAGACUGCCAGCAGCUGUCAGAAACACAGUGAAGGAAUACUUUAACCACAGCGACAGCAAGAACUGCCUUUCAGAUGCAAAUGCUGUGGAGAAAGAGCUACUGAAAAGUAAAUUGGAAUGGAAAAAUAAAAACCUCAUGGGGACACCAAAGGAGAAUAUUGGAACGCUGUCAUAUGGAGAAGAAUCUUUUGUCUAACUGUAGAAAUCACUGACUAAGAGACUUUUUCUUGUUAAAUAGUGGGCUGUCUCACAUCACAUUGAAUAUUAAAAUGCUGUAUAAUAUAACUCUAUUCAAUCGAAACAACAGGUUUUUUACAAUGUGAGAUUUUCUGUACAGCACACAAUGUGUAAUUAGUUGCAGUGCACUCCCUGACACUUUUGUUGACACCUGACAAUUACAUACGUCACUCUGUAACAAAGUAUCUUCUAACAGCACAGUGUCUUUAUGGUAUGGCAAAUGUGCAAACAUGAAUAUUUAUGUUUAUUAAUAAAUGGUGCUUCUCUUUUUCAAGCAAAUAUUUUCAACAGACACAAUUUGAUAUGCAGAGGGAGACUUGAAGCACUCAGCAGGAAUAAAAGUACCUUAAAGGAAUCAAAUCAAUCAAAUUGAAGUAAAAACAUUCCUUUGUUAUGCUUAUUUAAGACAAAAUCUUGAAAUUAUGUUUUGAUCAGCAUCUGAAAUUUAACAAAUUGACUAUUUGUUAAAACAGCCUUGGAGAAUUGUGUUUUCUUUGAAUACAUUUUAAAUAAAUAUGUACAGAUUAUUUUAGACUGUAAACAAAGUGGUCAAAGAGAGACGUUUGCAGCCAUAAGUGGUAAUUGAAAAUUCUUAAUUAAGAAUGUUGAAAAUGAGAGCAAAAGCAAGGGUUUCAUAUGGAAGGAUCUGAAUAGUUUAUCUGAUUGGAGUUUAAUAUAAUUUUGGUAUAAAGCGGAUUGACAUUUAUGUGUGGCUCUUGGAGAGGACACAAGCUCAGCACGUCCAGUCCAGUCCAUCUCUUCAACACUGGGUACCCAACGUGGAUACGCAUACAGGCAGCAAUUCUUUAUUAUUGUGAAGGUCUUGGGAAAAGUGGAAGGUGUUCAGAAGGUGAUAAGGGAAGAAAAAUACAUGGAAAAGGAUGUCUUAAAGAUGAAACAAAGACGGGAAGUCAGUGGAAAAGGAAAAGACAUGAAUACCACUAGAAAGCAAUGGUUGAUUUUAAUAGAGUCCCCUACACAGAGGGCACACGUUCUGUUUUAUCAAAUAUCAUAUGUAAAUCAUACUUUAUUCUUUAGCAGUGAUUUAUAUAUGCACAUUUGAGCGGUUUAAUGAUUUGUUUGUUUUGUUUGGUUAUAUUCCUGCACUGAUUCUGAGGAUUAGAGGUUUCUUUUUGAAACAUUUUAAAUUAACAUUACACUCUUGCCAUAUAUUUUGAAUCAUGAGUGCUAAGCACUUAAGUGCCUCUGUGAGUAGAAUAUUGACACUGAGGGGAAAAUGUUGCUUUUAUUAAACAAUGUUGCUUUUGUUUUGUUCCUACCCCAUCAAGUGUGUCCGUGUUGG
Molecule: messenger RNA, 5066 nt
Organism: Megalops cyprinoides (Indo-Pacific tarpon)
Lineage: Eukaryota; Metazoa; Chordata; Actinopteri; Elopiformes; Megalopidae
Gene: arhgap20b
Product: Rho GTPase activating protein 20b
Exons: 15
Coding region: 315-3722 (1135 amino acids)
Biological process (GO): signal transduction; regulation of Rho protein signal transduction
Molecular function (GO): GTPase activator activity
Source: RefSeq, a predicted model, not a curated record